Molecule: messenger RNA, 2400 nt
Organism: Chaetomium globosum CBS 148.51
Lineage: Eukaryota; Fungi; Ascomycota; Sordariomycetes; Sordariales; Chaetomiaceae
Exons: 1
Coding region: 1-2400 (799 amino acids)
Biological process (GO): exocytosis
Cellular component (GO): cell tip; Golgi to plasma membrane transport vesicle
Molecular function (GO): guanyl-nucleotide exchange factor activity
Source: RefSeq, a predicted model, not a curated record
AUGGCAGUCGCUAACGGCAAGUGGUCAAGAUUUGUUGCCGUGACCAGUUGGUCACACCAGCCGCCGCCCAAUGGCCGCUCCGCCUUCGGCCACAACAGGUCACUGUCGAGCAUCCUGAGGUCCGCCUCGCCGCGGCCGUCGUCGACCCACGCUAGAUCGAACUCAACCAUCGACCUCCCCAUGACCGCCGACCUCGCUCGCUCGCGUCCCUCGACCCCACAACCCAAGCGUCUUUUUGUCCCUACCUCUCAUGACGACGACAAUGAUUUGAGUACCAUACCCGACCCCAGAAGCAGGGCAAUGAGCCCUGCCGACGGAGACUCUAUGGACACGCCCCAUCACCAUCCUGACCUCAACGACGAGGUCGCCACCCUCAGCACGAAGCUCAUAAAUGCCAUCAACCACCAGACGACCUUGGACGACAACCUCUCGGCCACCAGAGUCGAGCUGGAGAGAUCUCGGGAGAGGAUACACCAGCUCGAAGCCAAGGUGGAAGAACAGAGGGAAAUGCUAGCGGGCGAUGUUUGGGUACGACGGAAGACGGUCGAGGCGGAGAAGGCUAAGCUGGUGGCCCGGGCUGCUGAGGAGAAGCGAGCGCGCCUCGAUAUGGAGCAGCAGAAAAAGAAGAUCGAGCAAGAACUUGAAAACCUGACAACCGCUCUCUUUGAGGAAGCGAACAACAUGGUCAUCUCGGCCAAAGAAGACGCGCGUGCCGAGCAAGAAGCCCUGCACCGCAAGAACGAACAGCUCAGGGCACAGCUCGCCGACACAGAGGGCCUUCUUCGAUCGCAGCAAGAGCAACUCGUCGAGCUCAAACAUGUCAUGGAACAGAUGACGGUGGAAAGGGAGGAGCAGCCCCCGCCUACCGUCCCCUCGUCGCCGGGCCGCGAGAGCAUUGAUGUCCGAGACGCGGUUGGCUCGUUGGCCGGAUCCCGCCAGCAGAGUCUCUCGAUGCCAUCGUUCCCGUCGUAUCCCACCAGCUUCACCCACCUCCUACACCCCGUUCUCCGCACCGAUCUGGCAGCGUGCAACGAUUUCAAGGACCUCCUGCGGACAACAAAGCGAUUAUCUGCACCCCGCCUGCCGUCUGGCUCGUCCGGCUCUGGGCUUGCAUCUCUUGGAAUCGGCCUGGGCUCAGCCUCCUCGCACAUAUCGGGUGGCAAUGGGUCAACGACGUCCCUUGCCAUGACAGGGACUCCGCCCGCAACGUCACCGCAAACGCCCCACACCCCAGCGUCCUCUGUUAGCAGCAGUUCGUCCGCCGUCACUCCAAUUCCUCUCCCCCAUCUAAAGGAAACGAAGUUCUACAAGCGAGUGCUCGCCGAGGACAUCGAGCCUACCCUUCGCCUCGACAUAGCACCAGGGCUGUCCUGGCUUGCCCGCCGCAGUGUGUUGGCGUCCAUGACGGAUGGAUCGCUAGUUGUCGAGCCAACCCCCUCCACGGCGACGGGCCGGUUUGGCAAGGUGAUCAAGCCCGAGCUCUAUCCGUGCUCCCUCUGCGGCGAGGCCCGGAAAGACGAAGAGUAUCUCCGAACCCACCGCUUCCGCGUCAGCGAGUCGGACACUACCCAGGUCGGCUACCCGCUUUGCAAGUACUGUCUCGGCCGGGUUCGGUCAACCUGCGAGUUCCUCGGGUUUCUGCGCAUCGUCAAGGACGGCCAUUGGCGGGCCGACGACGAGGAUGCCGAAAAGGCCGCCUGGGAAGAGAGCGUCCGUUUGCGAGAGCAGAUGUUCUGGAGCCGCAUCGGCGGUGGAGUCGUGCCUCUGGGCCACACUCGCCACCUUUCAAGCUCCAGCGCGGCUCCCAGCCUUCGUGGCGAAAAGAGCCCGAGGCCGAGCCACGAGAGCACGCGGGGGCCGGCAGAGCAUACCAGGCAGUUCCUGGAGCUGCCUAAGACACCUGAGCAAGAGCUUCUGAAGGAAUCCACCGAGGCAACACCGCAGGUGAAUGUGGAACCAGUUGUUGAAACAGCGCCUCAGUCUGCUUCAGAAGAAGCUGUUGAGCCAGCGCCAGAGCCCACCGUAGAAGACGUUGCCGAGCAAGCACUGCCGCCCACGAUAGAAGAAGUUGUCGACGUGGCACAACAUCCGAUUUCAGAAUCAGUCACGGAGACAGCGCAGCCGUCAAUCGUGGAAAACGCGGCCCAGGCAACCCAACAUGCAGCCGACAAAGAACGUGUUGCGGCUGCCUUGCCGCCUUGCGCUGAUAGCGAGGAGCAAGUCCAAGUUGAAGCCUCUUCUUCAAAACAAUCCCCCACGGAACAAACUGCCGUCGAGGAGCCAACCGCGCCGCCUGCAGUUGACAGCCCCAUCGAACAACAACCGGCUAACCUACCCACCGUCGAGGCGGGUGACCAGAAACAGGUGCCUCUCGCCGCACCUAUUACCAUCGCCUUCUGA